This is a messenger RNA of Peronospora belbahrii, 2355 nucleotides long. The record is from the annotation of a GenBank genome assembly. NCBI's taxonomy places the organism in Eukaryota, Oomycota, Peronosporomycetes, Peronosporales, Peronosporaceae.
AUGGUCAAACUGUUUCUACGCGCGGCAGCCGCUGUUCUGUCGCUCAGCACAGUCGUGGCUACAAGUAUUUCUCUUUCUCCUGAGGAGAUAGCGCUGGAUGCAAGGGCUCAAUUUAUUGUCGAUAAUUUCACCGUGGCUCAAGUAAUCGGUCAAAUGACGCAGCUUGAUAUUUCGACCGUCAUCAAUGCAGAAAAUAACACCUUGAACGAGGGAUAUGUGCGUUUCUAUGCCAAGCAAUUCGUUGGCUCGUACUUCAACACUAUUUGGGAUGAAAAUGUAGACGAGUAUGUUGGCUGGAACGCCUCCGAGUUCCGUGCCAUCGUCUCUCGUAUCCAAGAAAUUACUAUGGAAGAGAACGAUGGUAAUCCUAUGAUCUACGCUCUUGACUCGGUUCACGGUGCCAACUACGUCGAAGGAGCUGUCCUUUUUCCUCAACAGAUCAACAAUGGCGCGAGUUUCAACCCCGACCUAGUCUACAAAGUAGGACAAAUUACAGCUCAGGACACCCUAGCUGCUGGAAUUCCAUGGAUUUUUGCACCAAUUCUAGACAUCGCGCAAAAUCCGCUUUGGGCUCGUAACUACGAGACGUUUGGUGAGGAUCCCCACUUGACGUCGGUGAUGGGAGACGCUAUCGUGCGAGGGCUCCAAAGCAACAAUCAAACCGCUGCCUGCAUAAAACACUUCAUCGCAUACUCCAAAACCGCCACGGGUCAUGAUCGCCAAAACGUCAACAUAGGCGACUUUGAUCUUCUCAACUACUUCAUGCCUCCGUUCAAGGCAGCCAUAGAUGCUGGUGCCUUGUCAGUGAUGGAAAACUACAUUUCAAUCAACGGUAACCCAGUGAUUGCAAACUCUCGCAUACUGAAGGACUUGCUUCGAAAUGACCUUAAAUUUACUGGUCUGCUCGUUUCUGAUUACGGCGAGAUUUACAGCCAGAAUUUUUGGCAUCGGACCACUAACGACUUUGAGAAUGCUGUGGCCAUGACGUUGAAUCAGACAUCGCUUGACAUGAGCAUGGUGGCGUUGGAUACAGCCUUUAUCGAAUUUGUUCUGAGUAUUCUGAAGAAGAAUCCUGACCUUGAACCUCGUUUGCGUGAAUCGGCUAAGCGUAUUGUGAAGACGAAGUUGAAACUCGGGUUGUAUGAAAACCCUGUUCCUGGUAUGGACCUCGUCUCAAAGGUGGGCAAUAACGAUGAUAGAAAUGUUGCACUGAACAUGGCUCGCGAAUCCAUCGUCCUCUUGCAGAAUGAUGAGAAUGUUCUCCCGCUGGCUAAAGAUGCUUCCAUCUUCCUUACUGGCCACUCUGCUGACAAUAUUGGUAACCAGUGCGGUGGAUGGACAAAGAGUUGGCAAGGAUAUUCCAGUAACAAGGUGUUUCCUAACGGUGUCAGUGUUCGCCAGGGUUUGGAAACCAUGGUUGGCAACAGCUCCCUAACUUACCAUAACGAAAUUUUUGCGAACGGCUCGCUGCCGGACGGAGCUCUGGAGAGAGCCGUAGAGCUUGCCAAACAGCAUCAGUACACGAUUGUUGUUAUCGGUGAAUUACCUUACGCUGAAAAGCCCGGAGACCUUAACAACUUGGCGCUGCCUGAAGGUCAGAUAAACUACGUUAAAGCUUUUUCUGAAACCGGCACGAAGGUAAUUGUCGUUUUGUUCCAAGGCCGUCCGCGUCUGCUUGGAUCGAUCCCUGAUCACUCAAUGGCCAUCAUUAACGGCUUGCUGUCCUGCGAAACCGCUGGUCAGGCGAUGGCUGAGAUUCUCUACGGUGAUGUAAACCCGAGCGGCAGAAUGCCAAUCACGUACCCGAAGGACCCUGCAAACAUUGCCAUUCCAUAUAACCACCGUGUCUCGACUCGUUGUGCCUAUGACAACUGCGAGAUGCAAUGGAAUUUUGGGACGGGUCUCAGCUACACGCAGUUCAAUUACUCCGCUGUAACCCUGGAUACCACCAAUAUUACCCAUGCGGCUGGUACAGUCACUGCAACGGUGACCGUCACCAAUGUGGGUGCUCGUGCCGGCAAGGAGACAGUCAUGCUGUUUGUGAUUCAGCCGUAUCGCUUAAUCUCGGUUCCCGAAGUAAAGAAACUGAAGAAAUUCAAGAAGAUUGAGUUGCAGGCCGGCGAGUCCAUGGAAGUUUCAUUCACGCUGACAGUUGAUGAUUUGAGCGUGUACGUCCCACAGAUUGGCAAGGGUCUGCUGCGAGCGUUCGAGAACACCGAGUAUGUUGUAGCCAUCAAGCCAGAGACGCAGUGCGAUGUCUACGUCAACAUCACGAACAACUUGUGCGGCUCAUUUAGCGUCGACACCGGUGGUGGUCCAGAUUCAGCCCGUUGUGGCUCUUCCUGUUUCAUGUGA